Messenger RNA from Psylliodes chrysocephalus, 519 nucleotides. The record is from the annotation of a GenBank genome assembly. Lineage: Eukaryota; Metazoa; Arthropoda; Insecta; Coleoptera; Chrysomelidae.
AUGGCCGCGCUGAUGCAUUUUAUCACCAUCGAAGCAUCCCUGAAACGGAAAGGACGUGUGUAUGAUUUUGCCGAUUUUGUAGAUGCUGUUCAAAAAGCCAGGCGCACCUCUAAUGUGAUUCAAAUGACAUUAAAAAAGAUGUUUGUAUGGAGAGACGGUACGUCGCAAUAUAAAUUAAACAAAAUUAUUCCCAGGCCGUAUCUAAGCGAAAUGGUACAAGUCACUUUUAGCAGAGGUCAUAAUACACUCACCUACGAAACGUCUUUUGAAGAGGAAUCUGGCCCAGAAAUAAAUAUUUUAAAUGCUCAUGAUCACAAAGAUGGCAUUCGUAAACCAAAAAACCAAUUGCAGCAUAAGGAAAUUAGUUCAGAGAGAAAACGAACUUUAUUAAACAAAUUAUCUCCUAUUAUACCUCCACUCAGAUUAUUAUUUUGGGAUACUCUGCCAGAGAUUGUCAAUGAGGAACUACUUACCGAUGAACAAAACGUGUUUUUUUGUAGUCUUAUUGUAUUUUUAUGA